AUGUCAGAUUUGAAUUUUGAUAUUUUCAACACAAAUUCAAAAUCAACCCGACACGAAAUGACUCAAUCCGACACGUUUGAUACUCUUAGCUGUGACAGACUAUUGGUGCUUACAUCAAGCCGAGGUAUUGUUUAUGUUGCAAGCUCCAAUAAAAUGGUUAGCUCUAAAAAAAAUGCUUUUAUUGUUCAAGUUUGGGAAGGUCAUUUUCUCUAUUCCAUCUAUAUAGAUUUUUUUGUGUGUGUGUGUAGGGAAGGGGUCAUUGCUGCAUUGAGUUAUUUGUUAUUUCUAUAUUUUUUAUUUUUUGGAUUUCCAAGUUUUAGAUGA
Molecule: messenger RNA, 324 nt
Organism: Ilex paraguariensis (yerba mate)
Lineage: Eukaryota; Viridiplantae; Streptophyta; Magnoliopsida; Aquifoliales; Aquifoliaceae
Source: the annotation of a GenBank genome assembly